AUGGGGAUGGCAGCGGACGCGACGACGGCCAUGACCAUCGACUUCCUCCGCGCGCGCCUCCUCUCCGAGCGCUCCGUCUCCCGCGCCGCCAAGGAGCGGGCCGACCACCUUGCCAAGCGUGUGGUGGAGCUGGAGGAGCAGCUCCGGACGGUGACGGCGCAGCGGCGCAAGGCGGAGCGGGCGGCCGCGGAGGUGCUCGCCAUCCUCGACUCCCAGGGCUUCGGCCGCCUCUCCGACGCUGCGGACGAUUCGGGCUCAGAGGACGAGGCCGGCACGGGCGACCGCGACCCCGGUGCCGCCGCGAGGGACGGAGGCGGCGGGAAUGCGGCGGAGGACGCGCUGUCGGGGUCGGAGCUGGGAGCCCCGGCGCCGCCGCCGGCGGCGGCUGCUGCUGCUCAGGCCGGGGGCUUGUCAUGGAGAGGCCGCGCCGCGAGCCCCGAAUGCGAGAGGCGGCGGCCGCAGCACCAGCAGCACAAGGGCAGGCAGCCAAGGCAGAGGCACGGCCACGGUCACAGGAGGGGCUACUUUUACUCGCGCGCCGCGGAUUCGUCGCCAAAGUACCACCCGGGGCAGUCAUGCCGGAAGAUCAAGAGGAAGGAGCUGAUGAGAUCUCAGACAGGAGGCGGGGAGGGCAACGACAAUGCAGUGGGGAGCACGGAGGACGGGCAGGAGAGAUCAGAUUGUACUGUUUGCACCGAUGAGCCGGCUGAUUUUGAUGGCGAGGUGAGCCAGGAUUGGCGUGGGUCUUCUAGUAAUGGAGGAGUGGAGGAUCGUGAUGAUCGUGCCAUGGUAUAUGAGAAGGAUGGGGAGAUGGAGAGGGUACUCGAGAAGCAGGCUGAGCUAAUUGGACAGUUCGAGGCUGAAGAAAAUGCUCAGAGGGAGUGGGAGGAGAAAUUCAGCAAGAACCGGGAUUCAGCUACGGAUAAUGUUAACUCGAACAAUAAGCUAAAUCAGGCUGAAAAUACUUGUGGGAGGAGGGAAACUGCUCGGGUUGUAGAUAAGGAAGUGGUUUGUGAACAGGCAAGAUCAAGUGACAAUAAUCUCCAUUGCAUCAGCAACCCCUCUGAAUGUCUACCAAACGGCCCUGUUUCAGAAUUGCCCCAAAAUGUAGCCAAAGAUAGUGUUAUUGAACAGUGCAAAUUUGAUGAGUUUGGUCAUGAUUGUGUAGUCACUGCUGCAGCAGUAAUUUCAAGCCACGGUGAACUGCAGGUUAGGAAGGAUGUGCUGACAACUAAAAGUUAUCCUGAAGGAAGUGGCAAUAAUCUUGGGAAAUCAGCUCUGCCACCACAAGGAAGCUGUGAUAGCAGACUAAAUGCAGGACAUAGAAAGGGUCAAGGAGAUGAAAAUUCAGACAGUGGUUCAAGCUACCAUGUAAAUGCUCGAUCUUCUGAGCGAUACAUAAACACAUCAUCAGUUGGGAGCCCACUAAGUGAUACCCCUAAAAGCGAAGUCUCAGAAUGGAGCUCCUCAUGCUUUCAUAACCAUACCGAUAACCAGCUUGAUACACAACUUCAUCAAUCCUCAAACAAAGAUGUAGGAGGGGUGCUAGAGGCCCUUCAACGUGCCAAGAUGUCUCUCAGAGCAAAGCUGAGCUGGCCAAGUCCUCCCAGCCAGAACAUAUUGGCACUUCAAGCACCGGAUGAUUUGCCAGUCAACAGCAUGGAACUUUCACUCAGCAGGUCAACCCCUCUCAGUCAGGAAAUAUUGGCACUACCAACGCCAGUGGACUACCUUAACAGGGUCUUACCACAUGAUGAUGUGAAAGUACCAAUAGGUCCUGCUGGUUUGUUUCGUUUGCCAACAGAUUCGUUUCCCAGAAAUGAGAUGGCCUCAAGGGACGGAUAUGGUUCAAGGUUCAGUUUGACCUCGGUGAGUCCACCCUACGUAUGCUCAAGCUACCAUGCUGAUCAUAUUAUGCCAGCUCUGUCAUUUUCUCACUAUGGUUCUGGGUUGUCACUGGAUCCAUACUAUGAUCCUCCAAGUUCCAUGUUGCUAUCCAUGCCCGCUGCUGGUGGGCGUAGCGUCCCUGUGUCAGAUUUCAGAAUAGGGGAUGGUUCCUUCCUCCGAGAAGUUCCACGGCCUGGCAACUAUUAG
Messenger RNA from Miscanthus lutarioriparius, 2094 nucleotides. NCBI's taxonomy places the organism in Eukaryota, Viridiplantae, Streptophyta, Magnoliopsida, Poales, Poaceae. The record is from the annotation of a GenBank genome assembly.